CACAUAUUUCGUGAAACAAUUCAUUUCAUUGGAUACUGAUCGAUAUAGCAUUCUAACCUCCAUUCCGGAAGUUAGCGAAGAUCUCAAAUUGAUUUCUUCCUGAACUUUAACUUGUCCAGCCUCAACAGGAACCAACAUGUCUGACCAACAGCUGGAUUGCGCUUUAGAUUUGAUGAGAAGACUUCCACCACAACAGAUAGAAAAGAAUUUGACAGAUUUAAUUGAUCUUGUUCCAACUCUUUGUGAAGAUUUGCUUUCAUCUGUUGACCAACCCCUUAAAAUUGCCAGAGACAAACAACUUGGGAAAGAUUAUUUAUUAUGUGAUUACAACAGAGAUGGAGACUCAUACAGGUCUCCCUGGAGCAAUACCUACGAUCCUCCCUUGGAUGAUGGAACCCUGCCUUCGGAUAGACUGAGAAAACUGGAGAUCGAUGCCAAUACUGCCUUUGAUCAGUACAGAGAAAUGUACUUUGAAGGAGGAGUUUCCUCUGUAUACUUAUGGGAUUUAGACCAUGGAUUUGCUGGAGUUAUAUUAAUAAAAAAGGCAGGUGAUGGAUCCAAGAAAAUUAAGGGCUGCUGGGACUCAAUUCAUGUUGUGGAAGUUCAGGAGAAAUCCAGUGGACGAAGUGCCCACUAUAAGUUAACCUCCACGGUUAUGCUAUGGCUACAGACCAGCAAGGAUGCCUCAGGAGUGAUGAACCUGGGAGGGAGUUUGACCCGCCAGGUGGAGCAGGAUGCCACAGUCAGCGACGCCUCCCCCCAUAUCGUCAAUAUCGGCAAAAUGGUGGAGGAUAUGGAAAACAAAAUUAGGAACACAUUGAAUGAGAUUUACUUUGGUAAAACCCGAGACAUAGUCUAUGGCCUUCGCUCAUUCAUUCCCCUAGGAGACAUGAAGAAACAAGAUGCACUCCGAAAUGACCUGGCAGCAGCAUUAUCAAAGAGAAGUGCAGCACAAUAAUAGACUUUUAGUAAUACACAGAACAACAGUGAGCACAUUUACGAUGGCUGAUCAUGUUUUCAUCUUAACACCUUUUUUUUCAUCGAGGGUGCAUAUGUACAAGUCUCCCGGCAUAGGACGCAAGUUCAUUUACUGUAAAUACGUGAUAUUUAUCGACUCGAUAUGCAAGAAUGUUGGCGGGAUCAACAGAAAUUAUGAACGAAGCAAGCCAUUUUUUCUUUCAGUGCUAUACUAGAAAUCUUUUAAAAUGAAAAUAUGUAUUCUGCUGUUUAUAUAUUUGAAUGUUGAUUUAUGUCUACAGAACCCUAAGAUACACAUAAGAGUUAAUCCAGCAAAGCCAUUCCUAACACAAAUUCUGAAGUUGAGAUUUUAUUUGAAUUUAGAACAUCUCUUCUGUUUAUUGAAUGUGUUAUACAUUAUACAAGUAAAUGCAUUUUUAUACAA
Messenger RNA from Magallana angulata, 1402 nucleotides. RefSeq names its product F-actin-capping protein subunit beta-like. The transcript has 7 exons. Gene Ontology annotation, cellular component: cytoplasm; F-actin capping protein complex. NCBI's taxonomy places the organism in Eukaryota, Metazoa, Mollusca, Bivalvia, Ostreida, Ostreidae. Gene Ontology annotation, molecular function: actin filament binding. The coding region runs from base 137 to 958 and encodes 273 amino acids. Gene Ontology annotation, biological process: actin cytoskeleton organization; barbed-end actin filament capping; cell morphogenesis. The record is from RefSeq and is a predicted model, not a curated record.